AUUAGCUGCGACCGAGGGCCCGGGAGGCAACCACGCCGACAGGCCAAGCUCAGAUUGGCGGGAGUUGCUGUCAGUCAGCGGGAACAGACAUCCCCUCUCUAUCUGGCCAACUGCACCGAAAAAUUGUCGAGUAUUUCCAGCAGACAAGGCGGUGGCGGUUUUAGCUGCUUGUUCCAGAGAUCAGAAACAUCGGAGAAGGCAAUCAUAUUUACCGAUCAAGAAAGCCCCUCCCUUGUCCUCCAUUAGCUAAUUAAAAAUUUUACAGGAACAUAACCAUCACAAGUUGCAUCAUCUUUCUUGAAGAUAUUCCAUUAUUAUUCCACUGACCUGUCCCUCAUCACUAAGUCCAUUGGAUCUGAGUUAUGUCAACAGCUGCCUUAAUUACUUUGGUUAGAAGUGGUGGUAACCAGGUGAGAAGGAGAGUGCUGCUAAGCUCCUGCCUGCUACAGGAUGACCGGCUAUUGACGCCCACCUGCCACAGCUCCACCUCAGAGCCCAGGAGUUCUCGGUUUGACUCAGACGGUAGUGGGCGUCCAGCCACCUGGGACAAUUUUGGGAUCUGGGAUAACCGCAUUGGUGAACCAAUUCUGCUACCACCCAGCAUUAAAUAUGGCAAGCCAAUUCCCAAAAUCAGCUUGGAAAAUGUGGGCUGCGCCUCGCAGAUUGGCAAACGGAAAGAAAAUGAAGACCGUUUUGACUCUGCUCAGUUAACGGAGGAGGUCCUGUACUUUGCAGUGUAUGAUGGUCAUGGGGGACCGGCAGCUGCUGAUUUCUGUCACACCCACAUGGAGAAAUGCAUUAUGGAUUUGCUUCCUAAGGAGAAGAACUUGGAAACUGUGUUGACUAUGGCUUUUCUAGAAAUAGAUAAAGCCUUUUCGAGGCACGCCCACCUGUCUGCUGAUGCAACCCUUCUGACCUCUGGGACUACUGCAACGGUAGCCCUAUUGCGAGAUGGUAUUGAACUGGUUGUAGCCAGUGUUGGGGACAGCCGGGCUAUUUUGUGUAGAAAAGGAAAACCCAUAAAGCUGACCAUUGACCAUACUCCAGAAAGGAAAGAUGAAAAAGAAAGGAUCAAGAAAUGUGGUGGCUUUGUAGCUUGGAAUAGUUUGGGACAGCCUCAUGUAAAUGGCAGACUUGCAAUGACAAGGAGUAUUGGAGAUUUGGAUCUUAAAACCAGUGGUGUGAUUGCAGAACCUGAAACAAAGAGGAUUAAGCUCCAUCAUGCUGAUGACAGCUUCCUGGUCCUCACUACAGACGGAAUUAACUUCAUGGUGAAUAGUCAAGAGAUUUGUGACUUUGUCAAUCAGUGCCAUGAUCCCACCGAAGCAGCCCAUGCGGUGACUGAACAGGCAAUACAGUAUGGUACAGAAGAUAACAGUACUGCAGUAGUAGUGCCUUUUGGUGCCUGGGGAAAGUACAAGAACUCCGAAAUCAACUUCUCAUUCAGCAGAAGCUUUGCCUCCAGUGGACGAUGGGCCUGAUCGCUCACUGGGACUGAGAUUUUCUGUGUAAUAGUUUGUUCACUGAGCGUGUCAGGAAACUGCUAAGAUCAAAACAGUCACCUGUACCAGCGUGGCCCUUUGACUAAGUCAGUACGCAAGUCAGUGUAAACCUAGUAACCAUUUACAUAGUAGAGUUUCAUAAAUACCUAUCAUAUGUAUGUUCAGCUUAAUAUGCUAAGUAUAAAGAUACGUGUAAUUAUGCUAUUGUGACUCUCCAAGUUGAAUGAAGAAUGGGUUUCAUGAGCAAAUGAGAAAUGGUUUUGAUACACUUGAUGAGAGUGUUAAAUUUAUAAUUUUUAAGACUCUUAGGCAGCUGUGGGUUUCUUUUGGUCAUUUUUGUUCUUUAUUCACUUGAACAGGUUCUUGUCUUCAAGUUCUUCAAAUUGGUCAGUAUUUUGACAGCUAUUCAGUGUGUUACCCACAAGUGUUUAUUUUUAACAUCUGUACCAAGGAGUAGGUGUAAAAACUGAGGUUUUUACCAUAUUUUGCAUUCUGGACCACUUACUGGUAAAUGUAACAAUACAAAAGAAAUUAUUUCAGAUACUAUGGCAUGGCUGAAUGAUAUACCUAUUUAUGAACACUGUACUUGUGUAUUUCAACUGUGUCACCAGGGCCUUGCCAUCAUUCAUUCCUGUUUUUCUGUAGGUAAGAAUACUACAUAGAUGUGACUAAUUUCUUAAUCUCAGAAAAGAAUGCAUAGUUUGAGUGCUUUGGUCAAAGCAAUACAAAGUUAAAUACUGACGGUAUCAAGUAUUUUGUAUAAAGCUUUCAUUUGUUAUCUCUAACUUGAUGUUUUGUGUUUGGUAUAUACUACGUGUAUAUCACUUUUUGUAUAGAGUAAGCCAGUUAGAUAUCUUGUUAGUUAAAAUAAUACCACAGUGAAGCAUAUUACUAUAGACAUAGCUUGAUUUAUGUCUUCUUUUUCUCGUUCCAAAGACUUAACAAUAAAAAAUAAAUCUAAAGCACACAUGAAAACAUUCUCUAUGUAUUUCAGUUUGCUGCGUAAUUUAGCAAUGUAAAAUCGUAUUUCCUUUUUUCUGCAUGUUUUUGCUGUUAAAAUGUGAAUCUCUAAAUGUGUGUUUGAAAUUUUAUCUGCAGUUUAUUUCUGCAUAUUAUCUAAGUGUGGUAUAUGUGGUUAUUUGUAUAGAUGUAUAUUUUGGAGUUUUAUAACAUUAAAGGGAACAAUACUACAUAGCUUCUUCACCACUUACCUUUAAAUUAUUGCUAUGAGAAGCUGAGGACAGUUUUCUUAUAGUGUAUAAUCAAUCAGUGGUUAUUGGCAGUUGAGGAAACAUUAAAAAUGACAGUAGAAAAAUACUUUGUUUGGUAAUUCACCUGGAAAACUUAGGAACAGAGUCAGCAUGUUGAAGCUACAUUACUAUUUGGUAAUUUGCAUAUAUAUAAUAGGAUGUGAAAAUGUAUUGAGUGUUAAAAAUGGCAUAGAGUUUUGUUGUAGAAAUAAAAGAAAAAGAAACCAAAAAGAAAAAGUUGAGGUAGUACAUACCUUCAACUCUCAGUUAUCAGAGUUGAUUUUUUUUUUUUUCCUUUAAGCUUUAUUUGAAGACUUAUUAGAAGGAAGAGGGCCCAAGAUAAACAUUCACAUCUUUUGUUCACCUUCUCAGGAGUAGAAGAAAAUAAAAUUUGAGUUUUCUUGUCUAUGUUACUCAGGAAUUGUCCUUUAAAGAAAAACAGCACUAAAUAAAUACUUCAUUUUUCCCCCUCAAGGAGGUUAGAUGAAAGAAGGAAAAGCAUUACAGGAAAGACUAUAGUCUCCUAUUCAUUGUUUGAGAAAUAAGGAACCAAAGGUAGACUAAGAAAGCUGGAAAAUAGGCUUGCUCUUGCAAUAGAUCUUGCAGAGAAACAUGGAAGCUCCAUUUAGGAAUAUGGAGAAUUUCCAAUAACAAACAAAAACUCUUAAAUCACAAAAAUGACAUUCUACAGAUGCAGGUUUCAUUUUUGUUUUAAAUUCUUCAUAUUUCUAUUCCUCCUUAUAUUACUUUAAAAACUAAAUUAGGGAGUGAUGUUAUCAAAUUCAAAAGCCUAAGAGUCAUUGAUGGAUUGAGGUGGAUUGUCAGGUUUGACAAAGAGGAAUUUGUAGGACCAUGAUCUGGGGUGGACUUUGCUCUGCUUCACCUGGAAACUUUUUAAAACCCUAAACCAGCCAACUUUGACUAAAGGAAA
Messenger RNA from Trichechus manatus latirostris (Florida manatee), 3683 nucleotides. It is a transcript of the gene PPM1K, whose product is annotated as protein phosphatase, Mg2+/Mn2+ dependent 1K. Gene Ontology annotation, cellular component: mitochondrion; nucleus; cytosol. The transcript is spliced from 7 exons. The record is from RefSeq and is a predicted model, not a curated record. Gene Ontology annotation, molecular function: protein serine/threonine phosphatase activity; cation binding. Lineage: Eukaryota; Metazoa; Chordata; Mammalia; Sirenia; Trichechidae. The coding region runs from base 363 to 1481 and encodes 372 amino acids. Gene Ontology annotation, biological process: peptidyl-threonine dephosphorylation.